Mycena citricolor is the source of this 1876-nucleotide messenger RNA. Lineage: Eukaryota; Fungi; Basidiomycota; Agaricomycetes; Agaricales; Mycenaceae. The record is from the annotation of a GenBank genome assembly.
CUUGCCCUCGUCUCUCUCACGCACGGCCCGGUCGGAGCUUAGAUUCCCAGUCGAUUGCCACCGGAGAUAACUACCACCCGGUGUGAAGUGGACUUUCGCUCUCUCAGAAUGUUACGCCACAGCUGGCAAUCGUUGCUUGGAGGCUAGCUCUGCACGAUUCGUACAGCAUAGCAUCGCAUCGGUGCAUUUCACACCGGCGAAAAUGAUCUCAUCUAUCAUGACACGCCACUGAAUUGGACCCUGACUGCUUCUCUGGCAACGCGGUGAUUUCCAGACCCUGCGCUUGGAAGAACAAGUCUCAGCUGUCACAUCUGUGAAAGAGCGGCGGGAGAACAUCAAAGCGAGUUCUAUGCAGACUCAAAUUCUGGAGCAGGCUCCGCUCUUCGGCGCGCUUUUCAGCGGUUGACUUCACUAUGCAAGAGUAUCUAAUCUUUGAUUGGGGGAGUCUUGGGAUGGACAGAUCAGGCCACCGGCAAGGGCUCAUCUACCCUCAAUGUCUCUGUGUGUAAAAUUUGAAUUUCUAAUCGAAGCCCGAAUAGGUCGAUCUGUCCUCCCCCGUUUUUGGCUCAAAUCUGGUUCUCAGAAGGAAGCGAAGGUGGCCAGGCCUCACAGGAAAGUCUGAAUGGAAUAUCCUAUUCUUACGAGGUUCUGUGCGCACUACACGUUGGGGACUUAUUGCUCCCGUGGUCUGGUCCUUGUGCAUCUCAGGGACGCGCGUCUCAGCGGCAGUCAGCUUCCUUAAUGGGACAGGCAAACUUACUAUAAGAGCGGCUUGCAUCGACCGGUAUUCGACAGCUUCCAGCUUCGUACAGUUCUCUCUAUGUCUCGCAGGAACCUUGCAGUUAAUCCCCCCGACUUGGUCGAUGAUAUCGCCCUCGAUGGCGAGACCAAGGUGACCGUCAAGCCCGACCUGAAUCCCGUCCCUUACGGCAAGGAUGGACUCGAGAUCACCCCCGGCAUCCAGUGUGUUCCGUUCGAAAAGAGGCUCGACAACCACCGGGGUUCGUCGCUUCCCGGAGCGUACAUUUAUCGUCUCAAAGUCCCUCGGCCGGCAUCCGUUACGACUCAGUGGUCGCCGCCCAGCCUGCGAAAUGUCCCGUCGGGUAUAACUCAAAGCGACUUGCGUGACCCGAUCACGAAACAACCCUUGCAUCCUGAACGGACACUGACGAACGGGGAUAUCUUUUGCGUCAAGAAUGGCAAAUUCACCCUCAACUAUAUGGAUGAAAAGCUUCACGCCCCUCGCACAAUGCGCGUGGUGGGAAAAGAUAAGAAUUACGUGAAAAUUGAGAUCUGCGGGGAGUUCAUGACCUCCAAUGGGCAGUUGCCCGGGCCCAGCUUCUACAAGUAUCAGUACCGAUUCGAGAUGGCGGUUCAAGUACCGGCUCACGAGGUCAUUAGCCGUGACUGGAUUCCUAGAUCUCAAUUGGACACCGUUCCGAAUGAUAUCUAACCCGGAUUCAAUACAAAUUUCGUCGAAAUAUCUACAAGCACUGCUGUGUAAAUCAAUCUUCUAUCCAGUGUCCGCGGCGAGCCCCCAUGGCUCCAUGGCUCCUGCGCGUGAUGACUGAGGCCUCCCGUUGAUGCUGGUGUUGAAGCGAAGUUACAUCGAGAAUUAGACCAUCACUGACAAGACAUGACUAUGACAAUCCUUCUCUGUGCGUCUCCGUAAGUGUACCACAUCGAAAUGUGGAAUUCUGUCGUAGAAAAUUCACAAUAAGGGUCCAACAUCCGAAGGCAUGGCACUGGAACGACAUGCACAUAAUCAUCAUCAGAGUCGCAGACCAAGCGGGCAUCUACGGAAGUCCUUGAGUAUCAUGAUCUAUUGUUUUCACAGUAUGAGAGCAAGCAGGAUAACUCCCAGAGUGCAUUUGAG